This is a messenger RNA of Mesocricetus auratus (golden hamster), 2702 nucleotides long. RefSeq names its product ankyrin repeat domain 60 (gene Ankrd60). Lineage: Eukaryota; Metazoa; Chordata; Mammalia; Rodentia; Cricetidae. The transcript is spliced from 4 exons. Bases 223 to 915 code for a protein of 230 amino acids. The record is from RefSeq and is a predicted model, not a curated record. Gene Ontology annotation, molecular function: protein binding.
GGGGCGGGCGCGCGGCCGCGGAGGCCGCAGGGGGGCGCCCCUCGUCACGACCCCAAGGCGGGCGCGCGCCCCUCCAGCCGGGCCCGCGCGGGGGCUAAGGGGCCAUCCGCGGACCCGCGCGCCUCCAUCGCGUCGCCAGACUUGGUCCCUGACGUCUUCUCACUGCGGGUGAAACUGGAGGAGACUGGGGAGCUGUUCCGCGUGGCCAACUGCCGCAGCGACAUGACAGUGCGGGAGCUCAAAGAGGAGCUGGACCUGAUGGUCGGCAUCCCCUUCAACCUACAGCGGCUGCACUUCCUGGAUCAAGGGAUUUUGAUGGAUGACGCCAUCCUGAAGUUCUACGAUGUCAUCCCCGGAGCCGUCAUCUCGUUGUGUAUCUGGCAUUAUGAUGGUUGGACAGAACUGGUUUUGGCAGCCGUGGAAGGGGACCCCAGUAAGCUGUCGUGUCUUGGCAUCAGCGAGGACACCUUCUACCGAACGGCGAACUCGCAGCACUUUAAGGGUGAGCAGUGGAAGCAGUGGACCACCCACAGGGCGUUUGUGGCCUUGUACAUCACUGCUCACAGAGGUCACGUGGAUGCCGUGAAGUAUCUUCUAGAACUUGGAGCCGACUGCCUGGGCAAAUCGCCCCUGGGCAGGACGCCCUUGCAUGUGGUUGCAGCCAUGGGCAGGACAGACUGCAUCAGGCCUUUGCUGGAACAUGGCGCCUCCAUCCACGACAGAGACGCCAAGGGGGACUCGCCCGUCACCAUCGCACGGCGCCUGAACCGCAUGCAUUUUGAGCGCAAGAUGUUCCUGCUCUACUGGAUGAUCAAGUCCGGGACCAAGGACCCCGAUGACUUGACAGUGAAGGAGGCUCCAAAGAAGCCCAGCCCUGAGUCUGUGUCAAAGAAGAUCUUAGCGCUAUCUCCCUGAGCACUGCCUGCCCAUCACCCUGCUCUGGGGUAACCUUGCAGCUCCCGCAGUGGCCCCCAUGGCACUCAUUAGGACACAAAAGGAAGGGACGGAUCUGAAUCAGUCACCAAAUUGGUUGUCCUUUUACCAGUGUGUCUGGGAGGGUAUAAUGGAGUGGGUGAGCUCACCUCUUUUGUAAUCCAUUCUGUCCCCACCAGGCCGACAAUGCCAGCCUUUAAUUUUAAGCUCUUUGUAUGUGGCACCCAAUCACACCGUUUGGGGUGAUGGUAGCCAAUUAUCUCUCCCCUUUGAGGCCAUCUAAUGCACCAGCAUAAUAGGAGUAAUAGCAGGAAUGAUAAUAGCACCCCUGUUAUCGAGCAGAGAGAGCACUGGCCGACGUCAGGAGGUCGUGUGCAGCGUAGGUUGUGAAUUUGUUUGUCGAGCCUAGGCAGCUAACCAUUUCCGUGGCCAGGAAUGACACAGCUUUAGCCUGAGCCAGCUCUGAGGGGUCUGCUGUGUGAGCAUGGGGCGGAAGAGAGACUGGGAGUGGGGCUUGUGAGCCUCCAAAAGUGGUCUUCCAAGGGGCUGUGUUCUUGUCCUUGUGGCAAGGACACAUGUGGCCUUAGGGGUGGAGGAAAAAAAAAACCCAAGAGACAAGAAGGACAGCUAGGCUGUCGGCCUCUUCCUGUGGCCCCAACCUAGUGGUCCCCACAGGCCUCCAUGCCCCUUCACACUUUCCCAAGCACCCCCUUUCCCUGGGAGCUAAUUAGCUCAGAGUGCCUGUUGUUGGAUCCGCCUCAGACUAUCUAUACCUUAGACCCUGCAGUGGGGGUGAGUGAACCAAGUGCAGACUACCAGCAAAGAAGCCAACAGUGAGGCCAAAUGCCCACGAAAGGGCAUGGGGAUCCAGCUCCAACAGAAAGGCAAGGCAGAAGUUGCUAGGUUGUUCUAGAAUGUUCCAGAGCUAAAACCUGACUCUCGUGAUAGUUUAACUCCUGGUUUUAAAAAUAUUGCCUUGAAAUUCUGAAGACGUAGCAAGGUGUGAAAAGCAUGCCCGAGGGACAGUUGCUUGCUGCUCAACUGUUGUUUCACUGAGAAAGUGCUAGGAAGAACCUGAAUCCCAUUAGGAUGAUCCCCAGUUCUACAACUGCCGUCUGGGGACAGCCACAGACCUUCUAGUGACACAUAAUGUCCACCUUGUUACUCCCGGUGGGCCAUAUGUUUCCCUGAACCCCUGAGCCACAGCACAAGUUCUGGAGUCCAUGUAUCUGUCAAAGGUCUCUUGGCCACUCAUCAAGUUGCAUGAGGUGGAAUCGGGCAAGAGUGACGUUGCACCCUGGCUGCCCUUCCUUGCAAUGUCCCAACAGCUAGGCCUCACUUCAAAAUUAACGGCCUGUGUUUCCUGGUGUCACAAGACCUUUGUUGACAAUGGUCUUACACCAGCCGACGUGGCUGUGCCUGGCCUCAGCCAUCUGUUUGACAAACAAGAGUCAGAAAAGCACAUCUCAGCAUCAAGAAUGUCAAACUGAGAUCUUAUUUUUGGCAGGCAUGCUCCAAAGUCAAUAGGCAGAUAUUAAACAACCCCCCCACCCAUUGGGUCGGGUCACUUAGCUAAUGAGGCGCAUGGAGGGGGGUGACCUUAUGGGUACCUUUUUAACUUAACAAGCAGAGUCCCUCCAAGUAUUGUGUUUGCCAGGAGCUUGCUAAGCAGUCUUUGUUAUUGGAAGAGCCAAUGGACUGGCAUGAGGACCCAUACUUUUGGGGACAAGCACUCCAUUUACCCCAAUUCAAUUAAACACUUGGCUAGA